Xiphias gladius (swordfish) is the source of this 2492-nucleotide messenger RNA. RefSeq names its product synembryn-A. The record is from RefSeq and is a predicted model, not a curated record. Gene Ontology annotation, biological process: G protein-coupled receptor signaling pathway. Gene Ontology annotation, molecular function: G-protein alpha-subunit binding; guanyl-nucleotide exchange factor activity. Gene Ontology annotation, cellular component: cytoplasm; plasma membrane. The coding region runs from base 119 to 2206 and encodes 695 amino acids. The transcript is spliced from 14 exons. Lineage: Eukaryota; Metazoa; Chordata; Actinopteri; Istiophoriformes; Xiphiidae.
CUUCAGUGCUGGAGCAUGCUCCUCCUGUGUGUCCUCUGACCUUUUCACCCCUAAAGCCUGAACAGUGUCCCCUGAGAGGACAGUGUCUGCGUCUGACCUGUGGAUCCAACAGAGAAGCAUGGACGUGAAUGUGGAGGGGAUUAUCCAGUGCAUCAAGCAGGGGGAUGAGAACGGUGUUCAGACACAGCUGCAGGAGUUCAACAAAGAGUAUGCUCAGUGCUUCUUCUUUGAUGCAGAGGAGAGGGACCGAAGGAAACAAAGAAAACUAGAAGAGUUCAGGAAGAAUAAAGUGAGGGAGUACACUGAUUCUGACUCCGACUGUGAUGAGUACGACCAGGAGGAUCGAGGCCUCGUCCUCAGACGGAAUUUAGCUGUUGUCCUUGUGAGGUUUAUAAGAACAGGAGUUAAAUGUCGUCUGUUAAGAGUAUCUCUGCGCACCCUGAGGAUCCUUUCCAGGGACAAAAAGGUCCUGGGCCCCUUGGUGACUGACAGCGCUCUGGUGACACUGGCCAAACUAGCCGGGCUGACCACAAGAGAUGACAGCGAUGAAGCCAGUGACCCUGACUCUGAUUUCUAUGAUAACAUCAUUGCUUCUCUCGCUGAGGCCAAGGUUUUGCAGUGCCAUGCUGAUGAGGAUGAAGGUGACGCAGAAGCCAGUAAGCAAAAUGAAGAGUGCUCUGCCUUUGAUGAAGAAACCGAGAGUGACAUCAGCAAUGCCAACAGCGGAGAUCUGGACAGCAUCAGCUGGUUUGGGAGCCACAGGACCAGCAUCAACGAAAUGCACAGAGGCGGCAUCCAUCACAAGGUGCUGGAGCGAGGGAGGAGGGACCGCAGAGAGAGCAAGAUGGAGGGAGAGGAGGAGGAGGAGGACGGGGAGUCAGGAGAGGAGGCAAAGAGAAAAGAGGCCAUGAAGGUGUUGUGUAAUGUGGUAUACAACAGCACUUGGGCACAGGAGAGGUUCAGCGCUCUCAGGCUCAUGUGUGGUCUCAUAGAGCGCCUGUCCUCCAGUGUCAGCUGCUCAUCGUCCUCCAGUGUUCAGUUCUAUGAACUACGCCUCAUGUUCCUCAUUACUGCACUACGGCCAGAGCUCAGCACUCAGCUUCAACAGGAGGGCGGGGUGUCCAUCCUCACAGCAGCCCUGGAGAGCUGCCUGGAGGUUCAGUGGAAGGACCAGUAUGAGUGUGUGCUGGACCCAGCAGCUCCACCAAUCUCCCUGGAAGCCUCUCAGCGUAUCAUAGAGAUACUGAAAAUCCUCUUUAACAUCACCUAUAGCACCCACAGGCAGGAGCCAAGUGAGGAUGAUGCAGCUCUUUACCGACACCUGGUGGCAAGCCUGCGUCCCUGCCUGCUGAGGAAGUGCGCGCUGUCGGACGACACCGAUGAACUGCAGGGUCACACAGUCAACCUGUUGUCAGCGCUGCCUCUCCAGUGUCUCGAUGUGCUGCUGAUGGUGCCUCUAGAGCCCCACUCGGAGCAGUGCCAGGGGGUCAACAUGGACUGUGUACACACCCUGCUGACGUUCAUGGAGAGACGCCUGGAGUUGGGUGAUAAGAUCAAAGAGAAACUGACACCAAUCCUCAAUCUGCUGACAGAGAGCUGCAGGGCCCACAGAGAAACACGCUGCUACAUCAGGAAACAUAUCCUGCCUCCUCUGACAGAUGUGUCACACAGGCCGGAGGAAGGCUCCACAGUGAAGAGUCGCCUGAUCCGUCUCAUGACUCAUCUGGAUACGGAUGUCAAACACUGUGCUGCUGACCUCAUCUUUGUCCUCUGCAAGGAAAAUGUGAGGCGUUUUGUCAAGUACACAGGUUAUGGUAACGCAGCGGGCUUGCUGGCAACCAGGGGUUUGCUGGGCGGCCAUGGGUCCAGGACCUCCAGCUCUGACGCCCAGUACUCCAGCGACUCUGACUCUGACACUGAGGAGUACCGGCAGGUCAAAGAUCGCAUCAACCCGGUGACGGGGCGGGUGGAGGCAGAGCAGUCAGACCCCAUGGAGGGCAUGACAGAGGAGGAGAAGGAGGAGGAGGCCAAGAGGCUGAUCAUGCUCUUUAACAAGCUGUCUAGAGAAAACAUUAUCCAGCCGGUGGGAGUGGAUUCAGAGGGGAGGCUGGUCCCAAUGUUCGGACUAAGUGAAACUGCUCUCACUGAGGAGGGGGGGUCUGAAUCGGAGAAUGACGGAGAAGCAGAGGAAGGAGAGAAGAACUGAAACAUGUCAAAUCUAUUCAUUCGAUUUAUUCAUUUAUUUUUGUAAAUAUUUAAUUUUCUUAAGUUUGGCAUUGCAAAAAUAUUUGUUGUAAAUAUACAGACAACAUAAAAGCAAAGUGAUGUAGUUCUCCUCCACACCCAGCCAACCAUUAAGAGUAAUUUCUUGUCCUUUGGAUUCAUGAUAAUAAGAUAGAGCAGUAAUAAGGGCAGAUGGUUUGAGUUAAGAAUGAAAUUCUGUAUUGACAGUAGAUCCUGAGAAGGAACUGAUUUCAUGCUAAUAACAUGAU